This is a messenger RNA of Topomyia yanbarensis, 7005 nucleotides long. It is a transcript of the gene if, whose product is annotated as integrin alpha-PS2. The record is from RefSeq and is a predicted model, not a curated record. The coding region runs from base 647 to 5656 and encodes 1669 amino acids. Gene Ontology annotation, molecular function: integrin binding. Lineage: Eukaryota; Metazoa; Arthropoda; Insecta; Diptera; Culicidae. Gene Ontology annotation, biological process: cell adhesion mediated by integrin; cell-cell adhesion; integrin-mediated signaling pathway. The transcript has 12 exons. Gene Ontology annotation, cellular component: external side of plasma membrane; integrin complex.
GAAGUAAAGACGUUUGAUGCCGAAGUGGUGCGUUGGAGUGAAGUUCUAGCUAGAGACAAAAUAGUGAGUGAGUGAGUUAGCUUUAGUGGCUAGAGUGGGUGUUAGCUCGGUCAGAAGUGGGCUUAUUUACGCUGCGUUACUAUUAUUCUGACAAGAGAUAAGAGAGUGUAGUGUUUCGAAUACGGUCGUUGUAAAUUAGAAGUUUAAAGCAAAUUCGGCAGUAAUAGUGUCAAAUUGAAAACAAAAAUAAUGUGCCAAUCAAACCUCUAGCAGAGCUGGUGGCGAAACGCGAGUGAAUCUCAAUAAAGAAAAAUGGCACCCGCCAACGUUAUCUAGAGUUGCGAGUGUCUCGUUUCAAAUUCUUCGCGCAUGGUGAUCGUAAACCCACGAGAUCGGCGGUGAUAGAAUACCUGUACCCUAGCUCGUUGUGUGUAGCGCUCCGACCAGAGAUCUCCGAAGCAAGCAAAUAUUUAUUUACCAAAUCGCGUCAAAUCGCGACACAGUUUCCGCCCGCCUGGAUUCCCGACUCACCACCGGCGGCGCGUGUUUGUGUUCGAUCCAGGCUGUGUCGGUGUGCUGUGCUGUUUGUGUUUAUGUUGGUGUGUGUAAGCCGGUCUAGUGCACCCGUCUGAGAACACCGACAAAAAUGGCACCGAUAGGUGACCCUGGAGCGGUGGUGGCGAGUAGCGGCGGUAGAAUCGUUAGUGGCGGCAACAGCAUCAGCAUCAACAGCAGUAGCAGUAACAGCAGCAGGAGUGCUAGUAGUUACAGAAUCAAUAGUGUCAAUGCCAAAUCGCACCUGUUCCGGCCGGGGGCUAUCAUGGCGUUGGCCGUCUGUCUACUGAUUCCCACCGUGGUGGCUUUCAACGUGGAUACCGUGAACUAUGUCCUGCACGAAGGCACCGCCAAUUCGAUGUUUGGAUUCAGCGUAGUACUGCAUCAGGAGCAGCAGAGAAGCUGGGUCAUAAUCGGUGCUCCCACGGCCGAUACGUCCGCCUACCAGGAAGGUGUGGUGAACGGUGGCGCUGUCUACCGGUGUGACAUCUCCGACGACAACCGAUGCAACCUAAUCCCGUUCGACGCCAAAGGAAACUCGUUCAACGAUAAAAACGAACAGGUUGACACCAAGUCGAACCAGUGGUUCGGAGCGACCGUGGCCAGUGCCGGCGUGGAUGGACCUUUGGUGGCUUGCGCCCCGCGGUACGUGUUUCAUCAGCUGCAGCCCCGGAAGGUGGAACGAGUCGAACCGGUGGGGACCUGUUACAUUGCCAGGAACAAUAUGCAACAGUUUGACGAAUAUUCACCUUGCCGAACAAUGUUCUGGGGUUAUCAUCGGCAAGGAUCAUGUCAAGCUGGUUUCAGUGCUUCGCUGACUAAGACUGGCGAUCGAGUGUUUGUGGGUGCACCAGGAAGCUUCUAUUGGCAAGGACAAGUGUAUUCCAUUAAUACCGACGCUGUGUUCCCCUAUAAACCCCCGCGGUAUGGUCAGUUUGGCGAAGGAGGUCAAAUCUACUCCUUCAGCUUGAACAAUCCAAAGGACAAAGUGUACGCUACCAAAGAGAGCACUUCAUCGGAGGAUGAUUCAUAUCUGGGUUAUUCGUCGGUUACCGGGGACUUCAACGGGGAUGGUAACAUGGGCGUAGCAGUUGGCAUGCCCCGAGGUGGCGGUUUACUGGGGAAAGUGGUUAUAUUCUCCUGGAAUAUGACCAAUCAGCAGAACAUCACGGGUGAACAGAUCGGGGCCUACUUCGGUUAUUCGCUUGCUGUGGUUGACGUGGAUGGAGAUAAGCUAGAUGAUCUUAUUGUGGGAGCACCCAUGUACACCGAACCUAAUAAUGAGGGAAAGUAUGAAACUGGACGGGUUUAUAUUAUCUAUCAGGAUAAGGUAAACAAGUUCCAGGAGGUGGAGACUCGAGAUGGGAUUAAUUCUAAAGCAAGAUUUGGACUGUCGGUUUGUUCGCUGGGCGACAUUAAUUUGGAUGGGUUCGGAGACUUUGCUGUGGGAGCUCCAUACGAUGGACCGCAUGGACGAGGAGCGGUAUAUGUGUACCACGGCUCUCCAACUGGACCGCUAGCUAAGCCUUCGCAGGUGAUUAUGGCGGAGGAUAUUUCCGGAGUUUCUCGGAUUUCAACUUUCGGGUUUUCGGUAGCCGGAGGUAUCGAUCUGGAUGGGAAUCAGUAUCCUGAUAUGGUGGUCGGAGCCUACGAAACGGACAAAGCUCUAGUGUUUAAAUCUCGACCGGUGGCCGUGAUGGAAGCCAGCUCCUUGUUUGAGACUGAAAAUAAACUGAUCUCAUUGGAUGACCACAAUUGUACACUACGGGAUCGCAAACAAGUUCCGUGUACGGUUGUGAAUUCGUGUAUGAAGUACAACGGUAUUAACGUUCCACCAACGCUGGAUAUUGAGGUGUCGUGGGUAUUGGACUCCAAAAAGUCUCGCAACCCUCGCAUGUUCUUCCUGAACGAGGAAGGCCGCAACAUUCGCAACCAAUCCAUACGGCUAUAUCGUGGUAAGCUGGAGUGUAAGAGCGAACGGGUCUACAUCGCAGAAAAUAUCCGAGACAAAAUCACUCCGCUAGAGGUUGAGAUGAAGUACAACCUGCGGCAGAGUAACUACAGUCAACAACGGCGUCGACGAGCCACAGUCGAACCUGUAUUGGAUCAAAAUCGGGGAACUGUUCAAAAGGAUUCAAUAAACAUCCAGAAAAAUUGCGGACCGGACAAUGUUUGCAUCCCGGAUCUUCGGCUACAGGUGAAUAUGGUGGACGAGUAUCUGCUAGGUUCUGGAAAGCUUCUUGGGGUUGAAAUUUUGAUUUCCAACUUUGGUGAGGAUGCAUUCGAAGCUGGUUUCUAUAUGACGAUUCCUCCAGAGUUGAAUUUUAGACGUGUGGAAAAGGUGGGCGAAAUUAAGGACACUCCAAUUUUGUGCACGACUCCACCGGGAGCAACUAACGGUACGCUUAAGUGUGACAUUGGUAAUCCUUUGUCCAGUGGCAAGGUUGUCAACUUCAAAGUUCUACUAUCGCCGUCUAUCAAAGUCGGAAUGGCACCUAGCUAUGACUUUUAUAUGGAAGCCAACUCCACCAACUCCGAACAGGAGGGCUCCCAGCUGGACAAUAUUUUCGAGAAGAGCGUCGGUAUCGCCAUUAAGACUGACCUUUCAAUAUCCGGAGUUUCUCUGCCGGAAGACUUCCUGUACAACUACACGGAAUACCGAUCUGUUGAAGAAGCCGAAACGGAACACCAUCUAGGUCCACAGGUCGUGCAUAUCUACGAAAUUCGUAACGAAGGACCAUCAACUAUCGACGAAGCUGAAUUCUUCGUUAUGUGGCCAUACGAAACAAAUGAUGGUGAUCCACUAAUGUAUUUACUUGUACAACCGGAAACAAGCGGCAAUAUCAAAUGUCAACCAAGCAGCUACAUCAACCCUCGUGACCUAGCAAUCGAGAAUCCACGGAAAAGCUAUCUGGAGAAAGUGGGAGCUUCGGGAGGCAGUCACGAAUCUUCCUCCAGAACAGAGUUUCGCUCAUCCGGGACGGGUGGAACCUCAACAGGAUACACUCGCGAAACAACAGUAGGUGGAUCAAGCAUAACAAGCUUUGGUUCAAGUUCUGGUUCCGGCACAGGAUAUAAUGCAGGUUCUAGUUCAUCAUCUGGUUCCAGUGCAUCAUCAGGAUCUAGUUCAUCGUCAAGUUCUAGAUCAUCAUCAGGUUCUAGUUUAUCAUCAGGUUCUAGUUCAACAUCAGGUUCUAGUGCAACAUCAGGCUCUAGUGCAACAUCAGGUUCUAGCUCAUCAUCGGGUUUCCGCACCACCGGUGGAACAUCGCAAGGGCAUCGACAGACAGAUCUGACCGAUUUCGAAAAAAGUCGGUUGGACGAUGAAGAAAAUCAGGAGUCUACCGGUGACGCUUCCUAUGUACACCGGCAGCGAGCGGAAAGUGCUGCCUCCCAUGCGCACUCGCAAUUUGCAGCCAACGAUCAGCGCUUUGGAUCCGCAUCCGCCGCAGCAGACCGUGGAAGUGGAGUAUCGCGCGAGUAUUCUCACACCAGCAGUUGGAAUUCAUCUAGCAUAAAUGGUGGACCAGCAGUGACAUAUAGUGCCAGCCGCAAUCGGACUGUGUACCGGGGCGAAGAUGGACGGGUGCAAGUUAGUGAAAGUAGUACGGAACACUACGGUAAAUCGGUGGCUGCAUUCGCCGGUGUCGGAGCAAAUGUCGAUGGUCAAGUGCUGCACAAGGAAGACUUCAGCGAUAUCUAUCGACAAGAUGAGAGAAAUAGAAUUGCUGCAACUGAUGAGACUAGAUCGUAUCGGAUCAGUUCUGGUGGUUACCGACAGGGUACUAACUCCGACGCAUCUCGUUCCGGAUCUUCUUCAUUCUCAACUAACGCUGCUUUGGCUGGCCAAAGCGGUACAUCAGCAUCUAGACAAGACAGCGGAGUCUACAAAAGCGAUUCUUCGCGCACCGAAGAUGUCAGCCAGGACAUUUCGCAACUCAGCUCGCGAACUCAUGCUGCCGUUCAGGGAAGUGCUACUGCUGGAGAAUCUAGUGUAACUACGGGCCGGCGUCGGAUGCAAAGUCAACAGGAUGGUGAACAAUCACGGCCUGAUUUGAUAACCGGAGUGUCGACAAUCGAGCGGCUAGCGCAGGGUCGUGGAGGAUUCCAGACUGCAACCUUAGAUUUGGGAACUCUCAAUCGACAGAAUGUUGAUGAAGAGGUUAGACGAAGUGGUAGUGGCCGAGUCGCUAGCGAAAGUAGUUCCUCUUAUGGGUCACGUGGAUCAUCGCAUAGUGGACAUGUUUCGGGUCAAGAGGAACGGCAGCAGGGUGAGUCGCAAUCUUCGUCCUCGUCGUCGUCGUCAUCGAGCAGAACGCAUUCAAGCUCGUCGCAUACUGCUAGUACGUCGAGCACUGAUCAUCGAGAUGGAAGUCAAAGUGGUUACUCACAGCACCAGCAAAGUGCCGCUUAUGGUGGAAUUCUCAAUGAGGAAGAUGGGGAUGAUUAUGUCGAUGAAUACGAAGAAGGAGAUGUUGGCUAUGAUGAUCAACACGAUACUCGAGGAGGUUACGGAUCAACUUAUCACAACUCACGAGCUCAUCCUAAUCUGGGACACGAUAGCAUAGAUCAACGAUUCAAGUAUUAUAAACACUUCGACCGUCGCCAGCGGCGUCAGGUUGUCAACGUGGAAGACGAGAACGAUCGUAUACUCAACGAAGCACUUCAAUGUGGAGCGACCCGGUGUGCUAUCAUUCACUGUAUGGCUGGUCCCAUCGGGGACAAGGAUAUAGCCUUCAUUGGACUGCGGACACGAAUCGUUACGCACACGUUACACAAAAUUUCAGCCGGGGCGACGAUCAACUUUUCGACGAUGACGGUUGCCCGGGUAACCCGGCUGCCGUACAUUGGCCGACCGAAGGAGAUGCCACUGAAGACGCACGAAAUUCAGAUGACGGCAACGCCAGAACCAAUCCCCAAGCCGGACGAGGUGCCUCUCUGGAUAAUAGUGCUGGCUGCCUGUGCCGGUACGAUUAUUCUGCUGCUGCUCAUCUAUCUGCUGUCUAAGUGCGGUUUCUUCAAACGAAAUCGACCGACUGACACCCAGGAGCGACAGCCUCUGAAUCGCAACGGCAAUUAUCACGGUGAUGAACACUUGUAAAAUAAACCGUGCAGGUUAGUAACAAUCGAAAACGAAAAUCUCAGCUUUUUGGAAGUAAGUGAAAACAAAAACGCUUAAAAUUGACAAAAUGGCGAACCGCCUGAGAAGAACUUUAUAUAAGUACUGUAGAACAGUAGUUUUGAUGAGAUUUUUCUUCCUGGCCGACUUCGAUUGGAAAUGUCUCUUGUUUCGAAUGCCAAGAAAACAGUGCACAGUUUACAAACAAAUACCGAAAUCGAAUUGUAUUUUAUUUUUUGUACAACUAAAGAAUAAUUUAUUGACUUUCUCGAAUAGAUCUAUAAUCUCAAUUUGGAAAACGACUAAAAGAGUAAAAAGCAUGAUUUGGGAAAGAGGUACAAUGAGGAGGGUGACAAUCGAUGUCCAAUAACUGAUACCCAGACAGGGUUGAAAAAACAUCAUCAAUUUGGCAAUGAAAAUACUCAAAUUUGCGUUCGUCAACACAACACCUGUCUCAAACAGACAGUGGAAAGCCUAUCUCCAGUCAUGGACUUGUUCUAAUUUAUCGUUGUGCAGCAGGCCAUUAACUGUAGGAAGCGUCGAGUUUUAGCUGUAAACAUGAACUAACUAGUCAAUUUAAUUGAAUCUGACCCCACCCGUGAAAAUUUGAUUUUUUGAGACUCCUAUUUCUAAAGUCUAACGAGGAAGUGCCCUCUUUAAUAGUGCAAUUAAAAUGACAAAAUCUCCUAAUCAAACACAAUUUGGGCAAUACACGGUUUGAUAGGGAAAUGGAACGCUCAUUUGAGUGAGAAAUGUAAAAAUACUAAUAUAUACGAACAAAACUAAAUACUACCUAUUUUGAUACAGUUGGUAGGCCAAAACACGGAUGCCUUGUAGUUAUUUAUUGUUAGAAAAAAAUACUGAUUCAUAGAUAGUAGUAAAACGAAAAAGUUUAGGUUCUCAAGUGCCUUUGUAAACUUAAUAGAGUUGAAGAAUGUUGAAGAAUUUUGGUGCCAUUUGAUCGAAUGUGAGAAACGAACGAAAAAAUAAAAUUGAGAGCUGUUGAUUCAUAUUUAUUUUUUUGGAAAAAUUUUAGUGUCAAAAUUUUAUCAGUUGUGCCAAGAAUGACUGAACUCUGAUUUACCGAUUAAGUAAGCCGUUUUAAUAACCGUUCAGUGUACAAUAAUUUCCGUGUAAAAAUCUUAUUUUUAGUGGCUUAACAAUACUUUUAGCUCUACGGCGCUAUACCGAACGAUAAUUAUUUAAACUUUGCUCUGUAGUUUGUGCUAUUUAACCGAAGAUGAUCUUCACGUUGACUGUAAAUACUUUUUGUAGAAGUUGAUGAAAUGCUCCUGAAGGGUGCGAAGAAAAAUAAAAAAGUAACUCUAUAA